Messenger RNA from Dipodomys spectabilis (banner-tailed kangaroo rat), 2289 nucleotides. Its product is annotated as collagen alpha-2(I) chain-like. NCBI's taxonomy places the organism in Eukaryota, Metazoa, Chordata, Mammalia, Rodentia, Heteromyidae. The transcript is spliced from 5 exons. The record is from RefSeq and is a predicted model, not a curated record. Bases 410 to 1396 code for a protein of 328 amino acids.
UGGGGUGCUGGAGGAGAGUCGUGGGGGCCAAGGAGCACCUUGGCCGUCUGGAGUCUGGCGGGAAUGGAGAAGGGCGGAGGGGCUAGCUCGGGCUCGGCGGAGGCGGUGGGGCUGGGAGCCGGGGGGACAUCGGCUGGCUCCGGGCAUGGUGGCGGAAGGGUGCCAUCGGGGAGGGCUGACGGGCUCGAGCUAGGGCUGGAGAGGGGAGGGAGCCAGGCAUUCAUCCCGGUCACUUUUGGUUACAGGACGUGGCGGCUGGUUGGACAAGGGGGAGCUGCUGGGCAGGGUUCGACCCCCAAGCCUGGGCGGUGGAGGUGUAGCUGGCAGCGGUGGGCAGGUGAGGAACGCCGUCUGCUGGGCAGGUGAGUUCCCUUCCCUCUCUGGCCUCGCUGCCCUGGCCUUCUGGAACAUGGAGGUGGAGGGCACGGGCCGCAGAGGAGAAGUGUCCCAGCCUCCCGGCACGGCGGCGGCAGAAGGAGACAGGACAGGCAGCCAAGGGGACAUCUUCUCGGGGGGAGCCGAGACGGGGAAGGCCGGGGGGGGGGCCAGGGGCCGCCCCGGAUUGAGCGAGCAUCUUCAGAGGGCGUGGGGAGGGGGAGGAGCAGACGCAGGGCUGCCAGCAGGGAGCGCGGAGGAGAUCCCGCGAGCGCAGGAGCGUCCCAGUCUUGGUGGGUUGGACGGGGUGGGGGGGACAGGAGGAAGACAGGCCCCCAGCCGCCACCUCAUCAUCCACCGCAAUUCACAUAGAAGCGGGAUCCUGGGUGUCUCUGGCAGGGCCUCGGCGUGGCCCGGGCCAGAGCGUCGAGGACAGGAGAGCGGGAAAGAAGGGCAGUACACAGCCGACGGCGUCACCAGGGGGAGGGCCGGUGGCCGUGGGUGGCGGGCUCCAGAGGGACUCUCGCAGCAAGGAGGCUGCAGUGGGCCCGGCCUGCGGACACAGCACUCCCGCACGCGGUACUGCGGCCCAGGGGCUGGCGCGGAGAGGGCCCACAGUGGACUUGUUCACGCUGUAUGCCCUAACCGCUCAGCCCCUGGGUCUGGCAUGGCAAGACAGGACAGCACCAGGGGAGUCAAGGGCAUGGGGCAAAGCCAGACCAGGCAGGGCAGGCGGGGCAGAGUAAGUGCAAUCUCCGGGGAGGGAGGUAGGGGCGCAGGCAGGGCGAGGCCAGGCUACAGGUGGCGAGCGGCCAGGUACCGGCCUCCGGAGCCCACGGCCAAGGCGGGCCUUAUGGGCAGCGACAGAGGGGCGACCGGUGCCUCUCACGCUCGGACUGGAGGCGAGGCCAGGUCUCCAGCAGGGGUGGACGGGCCAGUCAGUCUUAAAGGCCAGGACGUCAGUGCAAUGAAUCUACUUGAGAGAUAUGACAUGGUCCGGUGUGACGGUGAGGGCAGAUGAGAGACUGCCGUUCAGCUUUCCGGAACAACCUGGCUGGCACGCAGGCGGGAAGCUCCCACAACCAACGUCUGUUCCUUAGCUUUUCCGAGAGAGCUCACACACACACUGUUGCUCUCUGGGCACACCCUUCCCCCUCGAACCCCUCCAGAUGAACAGAAAUGGUGCUACCCAGCUCACGUCUGGGCCUUCGAAUCCGGGGACUUCUUCAAGUCCGUCUAGCUCUGAAUCAAGAAAAAUGCUGCAACUCAGGAAACACAACAAGACGCAACUUGCCUCAGGAAUCAACUCUUCGAGGUGAAGCCAAAGGAACAGACCACGUGAACACCGUGGAUGAGCAGACCCGAGACCCCACCCCCCCACAGUUCCAUCUCCAUGGCCACCCCCUGCCACGCCCAGGAGACCACCAGCCACCGCAUCCCAGGGCCAGGCCUCUGCCUGGGAUGCCAGCAUCGCUUCCCUCCUCUCUUCUUCUCGUUCAUCCUUUCCUUUGUGUGUUUGUUUCUUGCCUUUCCUUUCUUCUUCACUUGAGAGACUCCAGGCAUCCAUGGCUCUUGUUCCCCACCCAUCCCUUCUCAGUUAAUUUGCACUAAGUCUUUUGCACUGGUUUGGAGUUCUGGAGACGCCCUCGAGUCUCUCUGUGCGAGUGUCGAGUGUCAUGAGUGUGCGGGCCUCUUCGGUCCCGCCGCCCCAGCGCCCGCCUCUCCGGCCGUCCAUCGUCCAUCCAUCUCUGCGGGCGGGCCAGCGGGGCGGCCGCGUGCCUGAGGCCUCCGCCCUUACCUCGCCGAGUCUGGAGCCACUCCAAACAUUCCAUGACACCCACUUUGCCCUGUGCCCCUCCCCACCAGGGCCUCCCCAGAGGCCCUGGACUCAUCAAUAAAUUCACAGUUACAGUC